AUGGACGCUGUACUUCGUCAAUCGAAGGCUAUGUGCCCCUUCUUGAAGAAGGCUUCUCCCGCCACUCUUCGUGCUUUAUCAACUUCUACUCGCCCUCAAGCUUCUCAAUGCGGCGGUACUAUCUCCAAGUUGCAGUUGCUUGGUCAGCGCUGCCCUGUUAUGGGCAAGGCGCUUGCUAUUCAAUCUGCUCGAGUUAGUAAGACUUCGAUAGCCGGUGCCGCCACCGUGGGCGGAAUUCGCAAUUACUCCAGUCAGACAAAGCCGGGGAGAGCCAAGAUUCACACCAGCCGCUCGCACGAAGCAAGACCUUUGGACUCCCCCGUGUUUAAUGCGCGCGAAUCAGUCCAGUUCCCUCCGUCCGUCCAUGCCAAUCGCAAAGCUAAUGCGACAACUCCGCUGAGCAAAUCAUCGAGCUCAGAUGGUAAAUUCGAUUACAAUGGCUUUUACGAUGCAGAACUCGACAAGAAGCACAAGGACAAGUCAUACCGCUAUUUCAAUAAUAUCAAUCGCCUGGCUAAGGAGUUCCCCCAGGCUCACGGGGCUACUAAGGAAGAUCGGGUGACGGUGUGGUGUUCCAAUGAUUACUUAGGCAUGGGCCGCAACUCCCGAGUCCUGCAGCAAAUGCACGAGACUCUCGAAGAGUAUGGUGCUGGUGCAGGAGGAACCAGGAAUAUCUCGGGCCAUAACAAACACGCAGUCGAACUCGAGGGAACUCUUGCUAAGCUGCACGCCAAAGAGGCCGCGCUCGUAUUUAGCUCCUGCUAUGUUGCUAACGAUGCGACGCUCGCAACCCUUGGAAGCAAGCUGCCCGAAUGUGUUAUUUUGUCCGACAGUCUAAAUCAUGCGUCGAUGAUCCAGGGGAUUCGCCAUUCGGGGACUAAAAAGAUGGUCUUCAAGCAUAACGAUUUGGAAGACCUUGAGGCUAAGUUAGCUUCUCUACCGCUCCAUGUUCCUAAAAUUAUUGCUUUCGAGUCAGUCUACAGCAUGUGUGGCUCGAUUGGACCAAUUGAAGGCAUCUGCGAUCUGGCUGAUAAAUACGGAGCUAUCACAUUUCUCGAUGAAGUCCAUGCUGUCGGCAUGUAUGGCCCGAAGGGUGCCGGUGUUGCCGAACACUUAGAUUACGAGGCCCACAAACAAGGCAGACCCGAGGGGACUGUUAUGGAUCGCAUAGACAUCAUAACCGGUACUCUUGGCAAGGCAUACGGAUGUGUUGGUGGAUACAUCGCCGGAAGUGCGAAACUUGUGGAUAUGAUUCGAUCUUUGGCGCCUGGUUUCAUUUUCACGACAUCUCUUCCACCGGCUACUAUGGCUGGUGCUACGGCCGCUAUUGAAUACCAGAUCGACCACAAUAACGACAGACGACUCCAACAACUACACACUCGUGCUGUUAAAGAGGCGUUGGAUGCCAAGGAUAUCCCUGUCAUACCAAAUCCCUCACAUAUCGUUCCGCUUCUAGUUGGAAAUGCCGAGCUUGCGAAACAAGCAUCGGAUAUGCUAUUAAACGAUUACCAGAUUUAUGUGCAAUCUAUCAACUACCCGACUGUACCCGUAGGUCAAGAACGUUUGAGAAUUACCCCGACUCCAGGCCAUACGAAGAAGUAUCGUGAUGAGCUAGUUGCUGCGGUUGAUGAAAUCUGGACCAAGCUUGGUAUUAAGCGAACUUCCGAAUGGGCGGCUGAAGGUGGCUUCAUUGGUGUUGGUGAAGCCGGUGUCAACGCACCCGAACCUCUCUGGACUGAUGAGCAGCUCGGAAUCGAUCAACAAAUCGCCAAAGAAAUCAAGGAAUCGAAGCCAGCUAAUGGUUUCAUGGAAACUCUGCUCGAACGCGAGAACCUGGCUACGGGCGUGAGCGCUACCGCCUAA
This is a messenger RNA of Daldinia childiae, 1863 nucleotides long. RefSeq names its product 5-aminolevulinate synthase, mitochondrial. Lineage: Eukaryota; Fungi; Ascomycota; Sordariomycetes; Xylariales; Hypoxylaceae. The record is from RefSeq and is a predicted model, not a curated record. The coding region runs from base 1 to 1863 and encodes 620 amino acids. The transcript has 2 exons. Gene Ontology annotation, biological process: heme biosynthetic process. Gene Ontology annotation, cellular component: mitochondrion. Gene Ontology annotation, molecular function: pyridoxal phosphate binding; 5-aminolevulinate synthase activity.